Molecule: messenger RNA, 2160 nt
Organism: Ordospora pajunii
Lineage: Eukaryota; Fungi; Microsporidia; Ordosporidae
Exons: 1
Coding region: 1-2160 (719 amino acids)
Source: RefSeq, a predicted model, not a curated record
AUGGAGCGUUUAUUGCAUGACAUUCUGAUAAAUCCCACAAGUCCAUCGAUUGGCCAGAUUGAGCAACUCCUCAGCCAACCUGAAGGUCAGGACGAAUUCAUGGCACUGCUAAGGAACGGAAACGAAAUAGCGUUUGCAUACAUGAAGAUGAAGUGUAAGGAAUGGAGCAUUAUUCCAGAAAGAGUAGCAAUGGUUCAUGGGAUGAAAAACGUGCUGUUUUCCUUGAUAUUCGAGAGCUCGGAGUUCAACUUUGGGAUUCUUUGCUUUUUCUUCGAGACGCUGUACUUCCAGGGAGCGGGUUGGAGUGGGCUUGUUCAAGAGCUGUGUGCAAGGCAUGACCCAAGGAGCCUUAAGGUUCUGAACCACAUGUUCACUAAGUACAGAACAUGCACACAAAGCAAUGAGCUGUAUACCGAGAUAAUCGAGAAUAUAGAGCUAUGCCAGGAGAUAUUCAGAAAGGCAUACUUCGAGAGCCUGUCUGAGGAUGAGAAUGUGCUUGGGAUGUUUUACUCACUGGUGUUCCAGGACAUCCAUCCGUUCUUUGAAGACAAUGCAGAUAAGUUCAUGGGAUCCUUCUGUGCACUAUUUCGGAAGCAGAUUCUCCAGAAGGACAUUUGCGAAAUAUUCAACCUAUUUGUGACGAAGUAUGCAGAGUGUGUGGACAUGACGAGGAUUCUUGGUGUGCUACUUGUGACAAUUACAUGCUUUGAUCGGCUGAAGUAUUCUGUUCUUCUGAACAUUGCAAAGAGAAAAGAAUUCUCUGUUCUGUCGAAGUUUUCUGAUGCACUUUGCAAUGCAGUGAAGAUAGGGGCGUACCUGUCGCCGAAGGAGAUCGAGGACAUGAAUGAGGAUGUGCUGCUGUACACAAGAAGUCUUCUGAAGGGAUAUGAUAUGAAUAGAGAAAUGGUGAUUGAGCUAAUUGGGCACCUGAGGAAGGUAUUUGGUGAGUGCUGGUGUGAAUCCUUGGUUGCUGCUGAUAUUGCAAGCCCGAUGGAUGAGGAAAGGCUGAUAUUUUUGUGCAUGGGGCUUAGGAUGUGCUCUAGAGAGGUAGCCGAUAAGUGCUUUGCGAUCAUUGGCACGAAUAGCGUUCCAUCGUACCUGGGGGUGAUAGCAUUUAGAUACUUGCUGAUGGUUCAGGAAUAUGCAUCUGUUGAUCCAAGAUACAUAAGCAGAAUGCAUCCAGCAUCAUUCUUGGCAAUUGAGUAUUUGAGCAGAAUGAUUGAUACCGGUGAGUUUUUAAGGAAUCUUGAUUCAUACUCGAAAGAGCAUGUCUCUGCAGACCAUGGAGCAUGUGAAAGGCUCGGAGGCACGGGGCACUUCACAGCGAUAUUGGAUAAGCUGGUUGAGUUUAUUAGUGCAGGAGUGGAAGAUGAAAUAUCAUGCAAGCUGCUGCAAAGAAUUGCACGGAUGAAUACUUCCCUGAUCAUACCAAGAGUUGUGAAGUUUGUGGAUGAUCUUAUUGAAAGGAACAUCUUGAGCAUCAACUCCCCACAGGGAUACUGGUAUUUGCUCGAUGUAAAAGGAAUGGCACUUAUGAGAUAUGGCGAUGAUGGGUCUGCAUCCAGGAUUAUACAACGGGUGCUGAGCGAGGAGAUAUUUGAGGUAUAUGCACCAUCGUUUUUUCUACUUGGGAUUCUUGUCUGUCAGUCAUCCAGUGAUUUUUCGUCUGUCGUUGAGAUAAUAAAGCAGGAGAGCCUGUGGAAGACGAAGGAGCUUGUUCCAAGCAUGGUGUGCCUGACUAUUUGUCUUUUUGAAAAAGGAUACUGCAGCAGGGAGCAGGUAAGGUACAUAGUAGAGUAUUUGUUCGAGGCCAGUGCACACCAAGCAUACGUGUUAUUGUGCGGCACGAUUGCUGGCGAGGAGCAUCUUAUGUGGAUCAAGGGAGAGAAUGUAGAGGAGGAGUUUGUGCUUGCAAGCCUGCUAAGCAAGAAGGGGAUCAUGACGAUUGAUAUGUAUCGAGAUGUGUAUGCCAGGAGUGUGAAUUAUUUUGAAGAGAACUUCAUAUCGAAGCAGAAUGCAAGAAGAGUGCUGAAGGGAGUAAGAUAUGGAAAAGAUAUACUGAGAGAAGAAGAGAAAGGCAGGCAUAUUAUUGAAAAGAACAAACACAAUCUUGGAUGCGAGAAUGUUCCUUUCAGUACAAUGGUUGUUCUUGGCAUUUAG